This is a messenger RNA of Cyprinodon variegatus (sheepshead minnow), 1039 nucleotides long. RefSeq names its product keratin, type I cytoskeletal 18-like. Lineage: Eukaryota; Metazoa; Chordata; Actinopteri; Cyprinodontiformes; Cyprinodontidae. Gene Ontology annotation, molecular function: structural molecule activity. Bases 1 to 780 code for a protein of 259 amino acids. The record is from RefSeq and is a predicted model, not a curated record. The transcript has 7 exons.
AUGGCGAUCAAAGAGCUCACCAAGGAGAAUGCAAAGCUGUUGGUCCAGAUUGACUGCACAAAGUUGGCCCUUGAGGACUUUGAAAAAAGGCAGAAUAAGGAGACAGAAAAGAACAAGGAGUCAGAGAAAUACCUGGAAAAUUUGAAAAAGGAAAGAGAGCAAAUUAAGCAGAGCCAAGAGGAGCACCAGGAUGAAAUUAAAAUAAUAAAGGAGGUGUUGGAAAGCCUUGAGAAGGAGCACAAUGAGGAAGUGAAGGAUCUGCGCGAGAAGAUUAUAAAUUCUGAGGUGAAGGUGGAGAUUGAGCCCCAGAAGUCCAACCUGUCAGAGACUGUCAAAGACAUGCGGGAGCAUUACGAGAAGGUUGCUGAGAAGAACCUGAAGGAAACCGAAGAGUGGUACAAGAACAAGUUUGAGAACAUCAAGGAGAAGGAGGCCAAGAACACCGAGGCCUUGGAGGCUGGAAAUAAGGAGCUCAAGAAUCUGCAGAAAGAGUUGAAAAGUCUGGAAAUGGAGAUUAUCUCUACCUACACCAGGAUCAACACUAUUGAGGAAAAUGUAAGGAGAGCCAAGCAAGAGAACAACAUGCGACUGGCCCCUUUAAACGACAUUAUAAUUAGGCUGGAGGAACAGCUGAAGGAGGUGAAAGCAGAUGUGCAGCAAAAGGGGGAAAACUACAAAAAGCUUCUAGGUGACAAGAGGGAGCUGGAGAAAGAAACGCAGGCCUACAAUAAGCUGAUGAACGACAUACCCGCUGAUGCUAAGAGCACAGAAAAGGCCUAACCAGUUGGACUCCUACAAAAACCACUCCAGAGGGGGGUGGUAGGUUCUUGUAACGUCUACAAAAAAGCUCCGAAAACGACAAAAAAGCUGCUGCUGAAGAUGGGGGAAAAAAAAGAGCAGAUUUUUGUAGUCGGUUGAGAUUUAAAAACUUUCAUCUAAUCUGUUCUUUUCUGUCACUCAUUAAAUUAAAUCUAUUGGUGUGGUCAAAUUGGAUUAGUAUGGGGUGUUCUUCAAACCUGACUUCUAUGAUGUGAGCAAA